Molecule: messenger RNA, 411 nt
Organism: Prunus mume (Japanese apricot)
Lineage: Eukaryota; Viridiplantae; Streptophyta; Magnoliopsida; Rosales; Rosaceae
Source: RefSeq, a predicted model, not a curated record
AUGCGUGAAUUUGACAUGACUGACCUUGGGAAGAUGAGAUUUUUUCUUGGUAUUGAGGUGAUGCAAAGGGCGGAUGGAAUAUUUAUUAAUCAAAAGAAGUAUGCACUGGAGGUAUUGAAGAGGUUUGAAAUGGACAGAAGCAAGCCAGUCCAUAAUCCCAUUGUUCCUGGUUAUAAGUUUUCAGAAGAUGAAGAUGGAGUGAAGGUUGACAUCACCUUUUAUAAACAAGUUGUGGGAAGUUUAAUGUAUUUAACUACUACUCGGCCAUAUGUGAUGUUUGCAGUGAAUCUUAUCAGUUGGUACAUGACAAAUCCUUCUGAGCUUCACUUGCAGGCUGCUAAAAGGGUCUUAAGGUAUUUGAAAGUAACUGCAGACUAUGGUGUGUUUUACAAAAAUGGAGAAGAAGAGUAA